AUGUUGCAGUUAAGAAAUUUUGUUGAUAAAAGAAUAUUAUUAAAGAAAUGUGUUCCGAUAUGUCAAAGGCUUUUCUAUAGUAAUGUUGUUAAUGAUCACUUUAGGAAUCCAAGAAAUGUAGGGAGUCUCCCUAGUGAUGAUAAGAAUGUCGGAACAGCUGUUGUUGGUAAAGCUGCAUGUGGAGAUGUUGUUAAAUUGCAGGUAAGCAUUAAGGAUGGAGUUAUUAAGGAUGCUAAGUUCAAAACCUUUGGAUGUGGUUCUGCUAUAGCUAGUACAUCCUAUGCUACUGAACUAAUUAUUGGAAAAACUACUGAAGAAGCUUUGAAGGUCAAUAACAAGACUAUUGCAAAUCACUUAAAUUUACCUCCAAUCAAGUUACAUUGUUCUUUAUUGGCUGAAGAUGCUAUUAAACAUGCAAUUAAAAACUAUCAAGAGAAACAACAAGAAUCGUGA
Molecule: messenger RNA, 453 nt
Organism: Cryptosporidium ubiquitum
Lineage: Eukaryota; Apicomplexa; Conoidasida; Eucoccidiorida; Cryptosporidiidae
Exons: 1
Coding region: 1-453 (150 amino acids)
Biological process (GO): iron-sulfur cluster assembly; intracellular iron ion homeostasis
Cellular component (GO): mitochondrial matrix; cytoplasm
Molecular function (GO): ferrous iron binding; 2 iron, 2 sulfur cluster binding
Source: RefSeq, a predicted model, not a curated record